This is a messenger RNA of Malania oleifera, 2194 nucleotides long. RefSeq names its product protein phosphatase 2C 51-like. NCBI's taxonomy places the organism in Eukaryota, Viridiplantae, Streptophyta, Magnoliopsida, Santalales, Ximeniaceae. Gene Ontology annotation, molecular function: cation binding; protein serine/threonine phosphatase activity. Gene Ontology annotation, biological process: protein dephosphorylation. Bases 641 to 1882 code for a protein of 413 amino acids. The record is from RefSeq and is a predicted model, not a curated record. Gene Ontology annotation, cellular component: cytosol; nucleus. The transcript has 3 exons.
UUAAAGCAACACGUGCCAAAUCAAACAUUCUACACUUGACACGUUUCACUAUUAUUAUAAUUAUUGUACCAAAACAUUUCUCGUCCCGCGCGCAGCCAAUGAGCACCCUCCACUUUUCUCAAUUUUUAAUUACUUUUUAACCCUUCUGAUUGAAAAUUUUUCAGUUAUUACUAAUAUCGAGCCGACCCCACAGGGCCGAGUUCCCAAUCGCGAGACACCAACUCAAAAUAUCAGCGACAGCGCACUGUGCGAGGUCAGAGUUUAACAACCCGCCCUACAGUUGCUCGCCACGUGUCUCGAGGAAAUUAGUACUCCGCACACCUUUCUUGGAAUUCAAUCAAUAGGGUUCGGUGGUUGUUUUCGCUAGAUGCCACGUUGCGAUUUCUAGAUACCUUACGUGGGCCCACGGACAGCGGACCAAAUCUCUUUUCGAACCGCCGACGCGCCACGUGCCCCGGAUCGAAUCUCCGGCCGUCCACGUCUCCUUGAAAAAUCCACGCCCGAGUGGGCCCCAGAACAGGCGACCGUCUAGCUCAUCUAGGAUAUCAACGGCUCCGAUUCGAACCUUUUUCGCCUCAUUUAUUUGGAGACAAACGCAGCCCAUCGGUCUUGUUCGACCGAAAGAGGAAAAAAAAAAAAAAUGAAGGAGACUGUGACGACGACGUUGAUGGACAUGUCGCCGGCAGCAGCGCCGGCGGAUGCAGAUCCCCGCGAGGUGAGUGAAUCCAGCGCUAAAAAGGAGAAAAAUAGUCGCCGGCGCCGACAUAGAUUGCGAUUGCGUCCUGGGGCCAAGAACUGCGUCGGCGCCGGUGGGGAAGGCAAGACGCUCUCCGGUGACGUCCUGAAAGUGACUUCGUCGUCGGUUUCGUCGAAGUCAGAGCAUUCUCCGCUGACGUCGAUGUCUCUGUCGUCGUCGCCUUCGUCUCUCUCGUCGUCGGGAAACUCAUCGGAGAACGACGUCGUCGGGGUCCGCAUGAGCUGUAAGCCAGGAGAUCUGGGGUGGUCGGCGCACGGGGUGGUGUCGGUGAUAGGGAGGAGACGAGAGAUGGAGGACGCGGUAACCGUGCAGCUAGGGUUUGCCGAGUCGGGGUCGGAGAGGUACGACUUUUUCGGGGUGUACGACGGACACGGCGGGGUGAAGGUGGCGGAGGCGUGCCGGGAGAGAUUGCACCGGCUUGUGGCGGAGGAGAUGGCAGAGGAAGAGGAGGAGAGGGUGGAGUGGGGGAGAGUGAUGAUGGAGGGGUUUGGGAAGAUGGAUGAUGAGGUUAAUGGUGCUGAGUUGGGGAAUACAACGGGCUCGACGGCGGUGGUGGCGGUGGUGGGGAGGGAGGAGGUGGUGGUGGCCAACUGUGGGGACUCCAGAGCCGUGCUUUUCCGGGGAGGAGUGGCGGUACCGCUGUCGGAUGAUCAUAAGCCUAAUAGACCUGAUGAGUUGAAGAGAGUUGAAGAAGCUGGCGGAAGGGUAGUUAACUGGAACGGAUGUCGUGUGCUCGGAGUGCUUGCCACUUCUAGGUCUAUUGGAGACCUAUUCCUCAAACCAUUCGUGUCAAGCGAACCAGAAGUAACAAUAUGUGAGCGAAACGACAACGAUGAAUUCCUUGUACUUGCAAGUGAUGGCUUAUGGGAUGUCAUUUCGAAUGAAGCAGCAUGCAAGGUUGUGAGGAGGUGUCUUUAUGAUGGCUCAAUAAGGAGGAGGAGGAGAUCAAUUCAAGAUGGUAGUGUACAUGUGAAUGGUGCUAUGGAGAUGUUAAAUGAUCACCAAAACCGGGCAGCUAUGGCGGCUGCCGUUUUGAUGGAGUUGGCCAUUGCUAGGGGCAGCAGGGACAACAUCAGUGUGAUUGUAGUUGAGCUAAGGAAGCCUUCUACCACCCUUUUCCCUUAGCACAUGCAACAUAGAUGUUAUUUUCAUUUUCAUUUGAUCUCUCUCAUGAGUUGUUUUUUUUUUUUUUUUGGGUUUUAGUGGGUGAUCCAAAAAGGUACAGUUCAUGGCCUUUCAACUUCUUGAUUUAGGUUCUUUGAGAUGUUCAUUUAUGCAAUUUGUUGGACUUUGUUUUGUUGUUUGAUCUCAUUCCUCAAGCUAGGUACAUCCUAACAGGAGUUUGAGACUUGUAUAGUAGAAAUCGGGUUUGAAUCUUAAGAGGGUCUAAGAAAUAAUAUGAGAUAUGGGAGAUGGACUACCUACGAUUGUGUAAUU